Anopheles moucheti is the source of this 1972-nucleotide messenger RNA. RefSeq names its product probable isocitrate dehydrogenase [NAD] subunit alpha, mitochondrial (gene Idh3a). The transcript is spliced from 5 exons. Gene Ontology annotation, molecular function: isocitrate dehydrogenase (NAD+) activity; magnesium ion binding; NAD binding. Bases 1 to 1194 code for a protein of 397 amino acids. Gene Ontology annotation, cellular component: mitochondrion. NCBI's taxonomy places the organism in Eukaryota, Metazoa, Arthropoda, Insecta, Diptera, Culicidae. Gene Ontology annotation, biological process: tricarboxylic acid cycle; isocitrate metabolic process. The record is from RefSeq and is a predicted model, not a curated record.
AUGGCGGCAAGAUUGAUAAAGAAAAUUUUGGAUGGCGAAUUUGGAACGCUGCUGGCGAAAUUUUCCGCCCAACUGAAGGACAAUUGGGUCAAGAUUUACAUAACCUCCUCCACUUCAUCCACGGCAAACACUUCGCAAACCGAUCCGAUAGUUCAAACGGUCGCUCCGUUCGGUGCGCGUACGUUUGCAUCCGGCUCGCGUAAAGUGACACUGAUUCCCGGCGAUGGAAUUGGGCCCGAAAUUUCCGCCGCCGUGCAGAAGAUCUUCGGUGUUGCGAACGUACCGAUUGAGUGGGAAACGGUUGACGUUACUCCGGUGCGGAAUCCCGAUGGCAAGUUUGGCAUUCCUCAGGGAGCGAUCGAUUCGGUAAACCGCAACAAGGUUGGACUGAAGGGACCUCUGAUGACACCGGUCGGCAAGGGACAUCGGUCGCUGAAUCUGGCCCUCCGCAAAGAGUUCAACCUGUACGCGAACGUGCGCCCGUGCCGAAGCCUCGAGGGUUACAAGACGCUGUACGACAACGUGGACGUGGUGACGAUCCGCGAGAACACCGAGGGCGAGUACUCCGGCAUUGAGCACGAGAUCGUGGAUGGUGUGGUGCAGAGCAUUAAGCUCAUCACGGAGGAAGCCUCGAACCGUGUGGCGGAGUAUGCAUUCAAAUAUGCCAAAGACAACAACCGCAAGAAGGUGACGGUCGUGCACAAGGCGAACAUUAUGCGCAUGUCGGACGGUUUGUUCCUGCGCUGCUGUCGCGAUAUGGCCCAGAAGUAUCCGGAGAUUAAAUUCGAGGAGCGUUACCUCGACACGGUCUGCCUGAACAUGGUGCAGGAUCCCAGAAAGUACGAUGUGCUGGUAAUGCCCAACCUGUACGGUGAUAUUCUGUCCGAUAUGUGUGCCGGUCUGGUCGGUGGUCUCGGUCUCACCCCGUCCGGCAACAUGGGCUUGAAUGGUGCGCUGUUCGAAUCGGUUCACGGUACCGCACCGGACAUUGCCGGCAAGGAUCUGGCCAACCCCACUGCCCUGCUACUGUCGGCGGUCAUGAUGCUGCGACACAUGGAACUGAACCAGCAAGCGGACAAGAUCCAGAGCGCCUGCUUCGAAACGAUUAAGGAAGCAAAGUGGUUGACCGGCGAUCUGGGUGGUAAGGCCAAGUGUUCCGAGUACACCAACGCCAUCUGUGACAGAAUCAAGUAAAUGGUCCCUGCGGUUAUGAUGCUGGAGGCGAAAUGCGGGAAGGUUUUUACGUGCAAGACAACGGCGACGGAACACCCAUUUCCUGCCAUCGCCUACACCGCAUUAGCAUGCUGCUGGAAGCAUGCAUCCUUAAAAAAAGCCAUACACGGAGAAGAGCGAGCGAGUAAUAAUAGUGGCUGUUUCUAGUGAAUUACCAAGGGCAGAGUGAGCAGAAAAACACUAACUAGCGAACUAUUUAUUUGUAAUUUUAAAAGCAAACAAAAUCCUACAUACACACACAAACACACAGCCAUCGGUCCCGACGCACAGACCUGAGCGUAUGCGUACGUUUCUCUCCAAACGACAACCAAACAGCAACAAAAACAUCGACAUUGGCUUCUUAAGAUGGGAACCAGUAUUAGGAUGCAUCAGCAACAACCAACAAACGUCCAAAGACCGACGAAGUAUCGCGAAUAUGGAAACGACAUCCGAGCCUUUCCCCUGAAAACUGGAACGCAUACACAACCGCAUCACCACCACCAGCGUCCACCUGGUUUUCCUUGUUCCCUUGGUUUUGCGCCUACAGACAAUAAUAAGUGCAGCGUGGCCACUCAUCCUCUACCGAUACCGAGAGUAACGAAUGGGCUUGAACGGAUGGCAAAAGGGACAGAGAUGCGGUGUGGUGAUGGAGUUUCCCUGUAACGUUUUAUUUUUUCUGUUAAUUAGUCAUUAGCCAGGCGAGCGAUAGUGUUUAGUAGAUGAAUGGACUACGAAUAAACUUAACGGCGCAAAUCAACGA